AUGUCAUCAUCUUCAGAUCGCAAGGCUCGAACUAUUGAUCGCGUCCAACUUUGGACGCCGCCGCCGACACCAAACAAACAGCGCGAUCGCUCCGUGAGAUGCGCGAUGCCUAGCCCUCCCCCACGAAAGCAGCGCACAGUGAAUGAUUUAAUUUCCCCAGCUCCGCCGAUGGAGAAGUCGUUACUGAACGAUGGACAAUCAAAGUCGCGGAAGAAUGAAGGCAAACGGUUGCAUAAAGCAGAGAAGAAUCGAAAGAGACUCGCGGCCAAAAAGGCGCAGAGGCGUGGAGCGAAAAAGCCUUUGCAAAUGGCUCACUGCCCCGGGAAGCAAGAUGCGACUUUGACUCCACCGAGAGAGUUGACACAAAAGAAUGUUGUCCAAGGCGAUGUUGCGUCAAGCAAGCCAUCACUGGAUGCGCCACCAGGACCUGCUACAUUCGAGCCAGACAGGAGCGAAGAUGAACAUGAGUCAUGCCAAAAUAUUGAGGAGGUAGAUGUACAGACAAUACAGCCACAAGACUCUAACCACCCGAUGCUAUGCUUCGAAUCGAUCGAAUCAUCAGACUCAGAAUCCUGCACCGCGGAAAAAGCCUCCAUGAUGCAGAAUCUACUAUAUAAGAGUGUUGAAGAAACAGUCGCGUUCAUUGACAGCAUGUCAUCUGACCCAAUGCCUCACUCCCAACCAGGCGAUCCCUCAGAUCAAGCCGUCGUAACAACAGCACUGAAACUGCUCCUCACUCUGCAAGCCGAGCAAACAACUCUCAACUCUCAUUCCUUCGCGCUCGAGGCCCAGAUCACUGCGCUUAAGAGCACAAGGUUCAAGGUGGACUAUGUAGCUAUUGCCAAAUUGGAAGAGGAAUUGGAUUUGACUGUGGCGCUAAGCUUCGAUAUGUUUGUUGGGGAGUGGGCGUUCCGCGACUUGCUUGAGGUGAGGAAGGAGGACCUUGGGUUUGAUUUGGUAGGGGCGUUGGCUGAAUUUGCGAGAGAUGUUGAGGGGUUGGUUAAGGGGUUCGAGGACGCCAUGGCAAAGAUUGGAAAGUAG
Messenger RNA from Plenodomus lingam JN3, 1041 nucleotides. RefSeq lists its product as uncharacterized. Lineage: Eukaryota; Fungi; Ascomycota; Dothideomycetes; Pleosporales; Leptosphaeriaceae. The record is from RefSeq and is a predicted model, not a curated record.